Babjeviella inositovora NRRL Y-12698 is the source of this 1817-nucleotide messenger RNA. Its product is annotated as RTA1 domain-containing protein. Gene Ontology annotation, cellular component: plasma membrane; fungal-type vacuole. NCBI's taxonomy places the organism in Eukaryota, Fungi, Ascomycota, Pichiomycetes, Serinales. Bases 337 to 1512 code for a protein of 391 amino acids. The transcript has a single exon. The record is from RefSeq and is a predicted model, not a curated record.
CAUUUUAGCAGAACAGUGACUAACUCAGAAAAUGGUCAUGUCUUGACGAGUGAUGAUGUUUUAAUGAAUGACGGUGAUUCUAUCCAAUGAGACUUUGCUUCGUUGAAACUUCCAUUUGCCCGCCCUGUUUGCCUAACGCGUAGUCAUUCCCCACACGUGCUUGCAUCAAUUGCAACCAUAAACCGAUACGGACAUAUUACAUUGAGGGGUUUUCCAACGACGACUUAUUCGUUUUCUUCUUCAUAACCAGACCUUAUAUUAACACAUUUUCGUCACAUUAUCACUAUUUCCCUUCACAUUAACACUAUUACUAUCCACAUUAUCACCAUUUCCGCUAUGAACGCUAUCCCUACCACAACCUUUCGGGGCAUUACCAUCAACGGAGCGCUUUUCACUUCAGCAGUCGCGGAGCUUGCUUCUGCACAGAAAGAGCUUACCAUCGCCACAGCCGCCAAAAAAAUUGCUUCGCUAUCUACUGUCGCGUCCGAUGCGUCCGUGACGCUUGCAAUCAUAUCUGAAGCAGCGGUGGCUGCUACGGCCACUGACUCUUCAGCGGUAGCCUCAGCCACGGCAGCGAUCCUGUCGCUUAUGUACAACACUUCUGUUCUUUACUAUGGCUACGUACCCAGCCUCCCGGGCAACUUGCUUAUGCUUAUCAUCAUGGGCUUGGUGCUCGCGAUCCAGACGUUUUAUGCCGUGAAAUACCGCCAGUACUGGUACGGGACGUAUUUCUGCGUCGGUAUCGCAUUGGAAUUCGCUGGUUUCGUCGCCAGAGUGGUGUCACACUUCCAGCCCUUCAACCAAGGCGCUUAUAUGUGCCAGACUAUGUGCUUUACCAUGUCAGCCCGCUUCAUCUUGGGUUUGUUUUACUAUAUCUUGGAAAAACUUAUUGUUGUCUACGGCCAACAGUUCUCCGUCUUGAAGCCUACGCACUACCUCUAUAUUUUUACCUUUAGUGACAUAUUGUUUUUCGUCCUCCAAGUGACGGGCAGUGCGACUGCAGGUUCCGUGGUGUCCAAAAUGAGCUCGUCCCAUGCUCUUACGUAUGUUAUGCUUGCCGGCCUUGCGUCCCAGUUGUUCUCGAUAUCUGUUUUCAUUGUCCUUGGAUUGAUCUUCUUCUGGCGCGUGUACAAGGCCUCCAAGUUGGCUGAGCCUGGCUUUGACCCGAAAUAUGAGUACUUGCGCAGUACUUACACGUUUAAGGCUUUCCAGCACUAUGCUUUAGUGGGCAUAAUCUGCGGUUUUGUGCGUUCUGUUUACAGAGUCGUGGAGUUGUCAGAAGGCUGGACUGGGUACUUGAAGGUGACGGAGCCAUAUUUCCUUGUGUUGGAUGGGGCCAUGAUAGCUAUCACAGGAAUUGUGAUGUCUUUGCCAAGUGCGUAUCCGGGUAUCGUUGUGGGCAGCGAUGUUCCUAUCAGAAAGUACAACAAGCGUGUGGUGUCAUCGUUGGAGGGAGGUAUUGAAAAUUCCAGCGACCUGGAGGAGUUUUCCAAGGAAAGUAUCUCUAACUGAGAGUCUAUUUGGACUAUCACUACUAACCAAGCUUAAUUUUUUAUCAUAGCCCAAACACUAUGGCUUGGCUAAACUGGUUAUUGCCGCUAUUUUCUUAAUGAAUGAUUUUUCUAUGAGAUAAUGGUUAAUUCACAUAGAUUAUUCCCAGUAUGGAUAGGCAAGCUCUUGUUGAAGAGUUUCUUGAACCAACUAGAUAUUGAGCCAGUCUCACAAUUAUCUGAUUGGUUCCGGAAGCAUAGAGGCCUAACCGGUCUCCAGGAGCUCUAUGUUUUCUAUACCCCAUUGCCUUGUAAAUAUAUGACACA